AUGGCGAUGGAUGUGAAAGAUAUUUUUCUGCAAGAGCUACAAGUGGAUAGCAUUCAUCCAUCCGUUGACAAAGCAAAACAUAAGCUAUUCAGCGCGAUAAAGAAGGGAGAUUUAGAUAAAGUAAGGGGCAUUUUAUGCUCCUUUCAGGAAAAAUACGACCUUGAUCGUCUAUACGAUUCGGGUAAAACCGCUUUACAAGUGGCAGCAGACAUAAAGGAUGUUUCCGUUCGAACCCACAUGGCUAGAGUCUUAUUGAAUGGCGGGGCUAGCUUAGAGGUUGGUUUGCUACAAGCGGUGCAUGAUGGCGACACAAAAACCGUGCGGAUUCUGCUUCAGUUCAAUGCUAGCCACUCGAAGCCCUCAUCGCGUGCCUUUUCCUUUCAAGGUGAAACCGCUUACGUAACCCCUCUGAUCCUUGCGGCCUGUUUGCAGGAUUUUCAUCUUAUCAAGCUGCUGUUGGAUCAUGGAUUCACCAUAAGCGACCCAAAUAAUAUCUGGUGUUCAAAACGUUCUAACGAAACAGCUGGCGAGAAGUUUGGCCCAUCUGUGUAUCGUUUAAACAGAUACCGCGCUCUUGCUAGCCCCAUGUUUAUAGGCGCGUCAUUUCUUCAGAACGUACAGAGUGGUCCGGACCCCAUUCACCGCGCGUGCGCAAUGAGCAAAGAGCUUCGGGACACAGCUGAGCAAGAAUACGAGUUCAGUAGUGAGUAUAUUGAGCUUAGUGAUGGCUGUGAAGGAUUCGCUGUCGGACUCUUGAAUGAAUGUCGCACAAUGGAAGAAAUAAGAUGCGUGAUGCAGACAAAAAACAAAGGAGAAUUGCCCCCAAAUUCCGAGGAAAAUGCCUUAAAUAUGCUAGAAUUUGCUAUUUCUACAACAAAUAGAAAGGUAUGAGAGACAUUCCUUUUUUUACCGUAAUACGUUCGUCACUUCAUUAUCCGGUUAGAUGAGUUUUACUCUCGUGAUUGGCUCAUCCAGUAGGAAAAGUCUUGUAGUGAGUCUGUACACACAGGUUUCAAUAUGCCUCUCUUUGAUUUACUUUUGAUACUCGAGGCAGCACAUUGUGUAUCCUGCCGACUACAUCAAUGUCAUCAUCAUUACGGCCUGUUACAAAUGUUAGUUAUGAUGAAUAGCCUACGAAGAUUUAAAAGUUUAACGGCCAACGCAACCCAUAUAUCGCGGCAAUUAGAGCUACUGUCGGCAGUUUUACGACAAUUUUUUUUUCAUAUUGCAGUUUGUCAGUCAUCCUUUCAGCCAGCUGAUUUUAAACACGGAAGUCUACAGAAAUGUUCCGUUCCUGGAGAAAAGUGCCUUGAAACAAGCUGUGCUAAUACUUCUUACAACCGUGCUGUAUCCGUUGGUGUUUAUAGUUUGGCUUGCUUUUGAAAGCUGCUUUCCAAGACAUGAAGUGUCCAGAAUGUUCCAUUCCCCCUGUGCAAAGUUCCUCAUCUUCUGUGGUUCUCACCAAACGUUUCUUGUCCUACUGGCUGUCACAUCAUUCCACUCUGCCUUUCUUGGGUACACCAUUGUUGGUAAGAGAAAAAGAGGAGAAUAACUGUAGUAUGGUUUGAAUGCAAUAAUCGAAAUCUAACAUUUUUAGACAAAAUUUGGUAAUAAGCUUGUACCAAGGCUUCUUUGCAACAACUAGUUGUUCAAAUUGAAAUUAACAAUUUAUUGUAACCGCAAAAUAAACAGUUUGUACAGUUAAGCAGAACUGAAGAAACCUGUAGGCCCUCAUCUAUUUUUCUUUUGAACUGUUUCUUGAGGGAGGAAUCUCGCCUUAAAUUGGCGAAUGACUAAAUCGUUCGUUCAAACACGGUAACAUUGUGUGAUUUGGCACCUUAGCCUCAGAGCUAAGAAGAACUCUUGAUAAGAUCGAAAUGUUGCUUACAACUUUGUUUGCGAAUCUAAAAAUGUCACAUUAGUAGAAAGUAAAAAGAUUGUUUGAUUAUAUUGUUCUUUUUUUUCUUUUGGUUUUCUAUAUUGUAUCCUUUAGAUUGGGCAGUUUUUGUAUUUGUCAUCGGUUACCUCGUAGACAUUGUUAAAGACAUUCUCCAACAAGGAAGAUCUCGCUUCUUUUCUUACUACUGGAACUUUCUGGCUGUGGUGUCAACUACGCUAUUUGUUAUUCACUACAUCAUUUGGUGGACGAGCCGAGUGGCCCUGGAUAACACACUACAUUCUGCUGAAUGGUCGAAACACGCCGAAAACCGGUCUUACUCUGUUCUGUUAACUUCCGAAAGCUUUAUGGCUCUUGGAAUCCUUAUAGCCUUUACCCGUAACUUCUCAUUCAUUCAAGCGAGCUCCAGCACCGGUCCCCUGCUACAUGCAUUCAUUCAAAUGCUAAUAGAUGUGGCCAAGUUUUUUUUAUAUUUCGUUUUUGUUUUUCUGGCAUUUGCUGUGAGCUUCACUAAAUUGUACUUGCAGUAUCAGAAAGCUAGAGAAUAUUUUCUUCAGAGCCAGGGUGGAGCAAAUCAAACAAUUCCUCUGAACCUAGAAAGGUAUGAUCGAUGUAUAACUCUCCGUCCCCUUGUCGUGACCAUUAAAUGUAUGUGCUUUGUCUAAAUCACACUUCACCAAAAAAAUGAUUUAAAAAUGAUCUGAUAGGAGUGUGUGAAUCUUGCAAAGGUAUGGAAAAAUGGAAUUUGUUUUUGGGUUACCUUUUAAAUUGUAACACUACAGACUAUGUAGUUGACUUGACACACACUACAUCACUACAAUGAUGGGCAAAAGUCUUGGGACACAUUAGCUUUUGUAGGGCUUUUUUCAACUCCACAUGCCCAACUCCUCCCUCAACCUCACAAAAAACGUUGGACGCGUAUACUGGCCAAGUUUCAAAACUGUAUAGGAUAGCGAGAGAGAACUGCUAGAAAACUUUGAAAAAGAUGCACCUAGAAAUAAAAGAAAAUUAUGAAGCCUGCAUCACUGUCCCAACGACUUUUGUCCAGGAUUGAAGACAUAAGUUUUGAAAUUUACCGUGGCCAUUUAAGAUUUUUUAUACUUCGCACUUUUUUCACCUGUAGAUUUGGAAGCAGUAUGAACACGAUCUUUUGGACGCUGUUUGGUCAAAUAGACGAGAGUAGUUUUAAAAUCAACGAGUCAGGUUACGGUGCUAUAUGGAAAACAGGGAUGACCUUGUUUGGUGCGUUCAACAUUGUGGCUGUCCUUGUGGCUCUUAAUAUGCUGAUUGCAAUACUCAACCAGCGCUAUACGAGUGUAACGGUUAGUAUCCAAAUCAGUUCCCUUUUGAAAGUAGCUCAGGUUCAAAUGGCCUGAGAAAACAGCCGAUAUUUCGCGAAGCCAGAACUGGUUUCCCUGCGCAUGCGUGGAGGAGCAAGGGUGGUGUAGUGGUGAGAACACUCCCCUCCCACCAAUGUGGCCCGGGUUCAAAUCCCGGCGUAGAAGCCAUACGUGGGUUGAGUUUGUUGUUGGUUCUCUCCAUUGCUUCGAGAGGUUUUUCUCCGGUUACUCCGGUUUUCCCCUCUCCUCAAAACCAACACUUCCAAAUUCCUAUUCGAUCUGGAACGCACGGACACGUUUAAACGAGUUCAUAUGAACUCGUAAGUGCUCCCUUGGUAAACAAAUUACAAUUUUCAAUUUUACAAAUGACGUCUGAGAAAAAGAAAAUGCACUUUACUUGAGUGUCAAUAUAUUAAGCUCGAAAGUACUAAUUGGGUGCAUUAUUUUUACGUCUGCUACUAGAGAACUGGGACUGCCAUUUUAUGUGGUAAUGAUCAUUCGAGGCAUGCGAGGGUGUAACUGUUUGCAGGGCAAAGGCACUAACUUCAUUUCUCAGUUAUUUUAAGAUCCUGAUUAUUGGUCGGGUUCUAGGAAUCGAACCGACGACCUUCCGCUCUGUAGUUAAACGAGCGGAGAAAUUCCAUACUGAUGACACGUCUCUACCCACAUCGGGGUAGUACUUCUGAUUGAUCAUGCCGCCUGGUAAAUUUGCUUCAACCAAUCAGAAGCACUACCCAGAUCUGGGUAGUGACACGUCAUCAAUAUGGAAUUUCUGCACUCGUUUCUCAGACGUCAUUUAGCGGGGAAAGCAGGGGUGGCGUUCCGAAAUGUCGGUUGAUUUCUCAGGCUAAAGGUCGAACUGAUACCCAGUACUAGCAGAUUAGUGCACCACUUUACCGGUAAGUGGCAAAUUCCGAUAAAUGGCAAACCUUUCCGGAUAGAGAUUCAUCAUACAUUCGAGCAACUCCAAAUGGACAUUUUGCAUAAUACAGUCACUUCUCUUAGUCCCAAACAUCCAAAACUUCAGACCAGACAAUUAACCCUAGCCUCUACACCACAGACAUCUUUGUAAUGUGGACAAAUACUAUAUCACCCCAAAAAAGAAAACAAAAUAAAAUGAAUCAAAUCGCUCAGUAACUUGUAGAACUGGUAAACCAGACCAGUGAUUUUUUACUUAAAGAAAACACGCCUUCGUAUCCCGAUGUGCGCAUGCUCAAUGACCUUUUGAUUUCUUCACUCAGCCACACUUUAUUUUAGGUUUAACUGAAUUGCAUAUAACCUCAGAAAAGAUGCUUUGUGAUAUUUAAAUUAUGCAGAAAUUGUAGGGUACUUAAUGAACAAACUCUUCAGCAUAUCCUUACAAGCGAUCUCAAUAGCCCACUUUCGAUACAUGUAUGUCAAAAUGCUAACUUGACUCCGAGGCCUAACGACAAAAUUGCACUGAGUCCAUUGUCUCGUAUUCCCAUAGGAGACUUAAGCACCUGAAACCAAUACCAAAUAUAGAAAUAUGACCAGAAAGCCUCGAAGUCAUGUUAGAAUUUUGAUAUAUCGAACAUGGGCUAUCGCUUGGUUACAGCGGUUACCACUAACACGCGCCCUCCAAGGGUUUUUUUCUGUCUGUUGAAACCUGAGUUUUCUUGGACGUCAAUCAACUGUUUCCAUGGUUUUCUUACGCGCCCUGACAGAGAGGGUUCCCUUGUCGCUGAAUGAAGGGCGAAGACUUACAAGAAUAAUUUCGAAUGAUGAUUUCGAGUUGCGAGCGUGUAUUGAGAAAGCUUAUGUGGUUGUAACUUAUAGUGUGUAAAUAAGUCGAUAAUUUGACUUUUCUCCGACAAACACUCGACAAAUUCGUACUCCUCGUAAUCUUGACAUGAAUCGCUGUCAGGUCCUGUGGCAAAAUAUUGCAAAAACGGUUUAAAAGGCCGACAUGUUCCUCCGAGUGCUCGAGAAACGGGGAAAGAAUGUUCUAUUGGCCAACACGUGAAAACCAUGGUAACGGUUGAUUGACGUCCACCAAACCGCAGGUUUGCACCGAAGAAAAAAACCUUUGAGGACGUGUGUUACUGGUAACCGCUGUAAAUAAAUAAGUCGAGGCUUGGCAGGAAUGCGACUCCGUUCCGAUUCGAAAUAUAAAUUUAACACUUUGUUCUAAAUGACUCCGUGGUAUGCAUGGUUCUGGACAUCGAGGAAUAAUUGAUAAGGUGAUCUUACUGAUAUGAUUUUUAAAUGGUUUACAGCAAAACUUGGACACCGAGUGGAAGUUUACAAGAACAAAGCUGUGGCUAAAUUGGAUUUACAAGAAAGGUGUUCUUCCACCGCCAUUUAACAUCCUGUACGUGCUUCUUCCCGUACGGUGGAUCAUUAAACGUUUACUCACAAUGUGCAUUCCUGCUGCUAUUUUGGUUAGUAAGGCUUUUCUAACGACAGGACUGGAUAAAAACAUUUUUACCACAACUGGAACUAUGUUUAUAGAUUUAUUUAAUUAACUCAUUGCUUACACUGUGUCAUCUAUUUAACUCUGGUCUACGACUCAAACAACUUUCUUUAACGAUUUAGCUAUUUUUCAAGAAGAUGAUAAAAAAGAAGCCUGGGACGACAUUGAAAAUUAAAAGGAUGGACGAGCAGGAGGUAUCAAAACUGUUAUUUUUACCAAGAUAGUCACGUAACUUUGAAGCAAAAAAAGUGUGCAAAUUUUCUCUAACAAAGCACCGAUUUAGCAGAGACACAACGACUUAAAAUGAAAUAAAUACGGCGGGGAUUGGUAUCAUUCUUGAACCGGCAAAACACGAUCUUUUCUUGGAAUGAAGAUUGAUGUGAACUUCGGAAAUACAAAUUUAAACGUAGAUAUGAUCGUCGCAGUUGUGAUAGCAAUUUAAGAGAUUGCAAAUAAUUGGAAAAAGGAAAAAAAUCACAGGUAGUUUAUGUUCAAGAAAAAAGCUGAAAAGUAGUAAUUCAAACAAGCAUUAAAAUGUUAAAGGUUUCUUUUUUUCUUUUUUGUUAGAGGAGAGAAGUGUUAAGACAUCUUUGCUUGAGAUACUUGGCCAAGAAAUCCCGUUAUUCUGAGACCGAAAACAAGAGAAGGGACUUGGAGGAUGAGAACGACAACAAAGCUCCCUUGAGACACAAUAUGAACACAGACCAAAUGCCAAAGGAGAUUGAAACUAUGGAUACAUCUAAGCUAGUGAUAAAGAGAAAAGGAGGAACCAAACUGUAG
Molecule: messenger RNA, 6451 nt
Organism: Porites lobata
Lineage: Eukaryota; Metazoa; Cnidaria; Anthozoa; Scleractinia; Poritidae
Source: the annotation of a GenBank genome assembly